Messenger RNA from Yarrowia lipolytica CLIB122, 1593 nucleotides. RefSeq lists its product as uncharacterized. Lineage: Eukaryota; Fungi; Ascomycota; Dipodascomycetes; Dipodascales. Gene Ontology annotation, biological process: ribosome biogenesis. Gene Ontology annotation, cellular component: small-subunit processome; nucleolus; Noc4p-Nop14p complex. The record is from RefSeq and is a predicted model, not a curated record.
AUGUCCAAACGAGGAGCUGCCGAAGUGACAAAGAAGGUCAAGAAGGCCAAGUCGGCCGUGCAUAUGUCUCCCGAGGAAAUUUCCAGUCUCGGGACCGAAAUCACAACGUCCACCACCAAUUACAACAAGUUGUCAGAGCUCAUGUCUCUGUUGAAGUCUACCGACGAAGACGUCCACACAGCUGCUCUCAACAGUCUAUACAAUGUUUUCCGACACAUGGCCAAGGAGGAUUUGCUGUUGAACCCGGAUCACGUACUGGAACCCAAGACGAAGGACCAGAAGACCAAGGUUCCUGAUCUGAACAAGAAGACCGUGGCCGAGUGGAUCUCUCCUAAGUACGAGACUUACAAGAAGCACGUUCUGAAGAUGCUUAACACCUCCAAGUCCGCCAACAGCCGUCUGAUGGCUCUUGAGAUUCUAAUGCGACUAAUCAAGAUAGAGAACAAGUGCUGGAGUGCCGAUGGAGUGUCUUGGUUCCCCACUAGACUGCUUGGAGAGAUUGUGUGGGCCAUUGCCACAUGUUCUGUCGACGUGAAUCUCAGUACACUGUCCCACUUUGUAUCUGAGUACCUGGACAAGUACGACGAUAUUCGAUUUCAUGUCUACAACGAGUCUGGUAAGCUGUUCAGACAGACCAACAUUCCCGAUUCCGUGGACCAGAAGAAGCUGUCGAUUCGAAUCCAGGAACUCUUUCUGCACGCCGAUGCUGCUGCCUUCCCCAAAUCCAAUGCAGAGAUCACCUCAUUCUGGACCAAGAAGCCCACUUCCAAGAAGGACGCCAUUUUGCAUCAUGACACACAGACUCUGGCCUUCCAGACCGGAUGGCUUCGAAUCCUGGGUCUCCCCCAGACCAACGAUCAAUACAAGACUGUCCUGACAGUCAUGCAUCAAAAGAUAAUCCCCUUCCUGAACCAACCUCACACCACCAUGGAUUUUCUUACCCAAUCGUACAACAUGGGAGGUGGAGUUGCUCUGCUGGCUCUUAACGGUCUUUUCUCGCUCAUGCAGAAGCAGAACCUGGAAUACCCCGACUUCUACUCCAAGUUGUACGCUCUGCUGGACGAGCAGGUUCUCUAUGCAUCUUACCGAUCGCGGUUCUUCCGACUGCUCGACAUUUUCCUGAGUUCCUCGCAUUUGGCCAGUGCCAUUGUCGCCUCUUUUAUCAAGAGAUGCUCUCGACUUGCCCUCACAGCUCCUCCUGCUGCCGUAGUGACUCUCUACCCUUUUGUCUACAACCAGCUCAAGCGACACCCUGCAUGCAUGACUCUGCUCCAGAGACACGUUGAAGGAGAGUACGAGGACCCAUUUGAUCCCGAAGAGACCGAUCCUCUCAAGACCAACGCGUUGGAGUCGUCUUUGUGGGAGCUGGAGACUGUCCAGUCUCAUUACCACCCCAAUAUCUCCAAGCUGGCCAAGAUCAUCUCCGAGCCUUUCCGAAAGCCCCAGUACAACAUGGAGGACUUCCUGGACCACUCCUACGAGUCGCUAAUUGACCAGGAGAUGGGCAAGAACAUCCGAAACGUCCCUGCUGUGGAAUUCGACAAAUUCAAGGUCUUUGGAGAUGGACAGUACAUGGAGGGAUGGUCUUUUUAA